Messenger RNA from Trematosphaeria pertusa, 624 nucleotides. RefSeq names its product DUF1348-domain-containing protein. The record is from RefSeq and is a predicted model, not a curated record. NCBI's taxonomy places the organism in Eukaryota, Fungi, Ascomycota, Dothideomycetes, Pleosporales, Trematosphaeriaceae. Bases 53 to 508 code for a protein of 151 amino acids. The transcript is spliced from 3 exons.
UACUAUCCUCCAAUUUCUCUCGUAGUCUCGACUUAUCUCGAAAGAUACAACAAUGUCUCUUGCUCCACCCUUUACCGAAGAGACAGCUCACGUGAAAGUCAAGAAGGCACAGGACCUCUGGAAUACCCAGGACCCAACGACCGUCGCCAAGGCGUAUACUCCCGACAGUAUUUGGAGAAACCGACAUUUCUUCCUCACCGGCACCGCUGCCAUUGAGGACUUCUUGAGCAAGAAGUGGCAGAAGGAGAAGAACUACCGCCUUCGGAAAGAGUUAUUCGCAUUCACCGACAACAAGAUCGCCGUCCAGUUUUGGUACGAGUACCAGGAUGCGCACGACGGUAUGAAGUGGAAGAGAUGCUAUGGUCUCGAGGAUUGGACGUUUGCGGAAGAUGGCAGGAUGCGCAAGAGGCAGAUGAGCGGCAACGAUGUCGAGAUCAGCGAGUCUGAUCGUUGGUUUAAGGAGGGCGUCGAUGUGAACACGGUCGAGAUCAGUGAGACGCACUGGUAAAUGCACUGAAAUUGCUGGGUCUGAGUAGGAGGAGUGUCAUUCGAACGCUGAAGGGAAGCUUGCGUGGAUCUUCAUGCCGGCGGGGUAUCAUGUAUUACCACAAGAAUGAACUUGGG